AUGUCAGGUAAGGGAAAGGAUAAUACGAAUACUGCUGAUGUUAGGGAGGACCGUGUGGUUACAAACUCGUUAGGGCAGCCACUUAAUGAGCCUUUUGCUACGCAGAGGGUCGGCCAGCAUGGUCCAUUGUUGUUGCAGGACUACAACUUGAUUGAUUUGUUGGCGCACUUCAAUAGAGAGCGUGUUCCGGAGAGGAAUCCGCAUGCCAGAGGUUCGGGAGCUUUUGGUUAUUUUGAGGUGACGGAUGACAUAACUGAUGUUUGUGGUUCUGCUAUGUUUUCUGAGAUUGGGAAGAAGACCAGGUGUUUGGUCCGUUUUUCCACUGUUGGUGGUGAAAAGGGGUCUGCGGACACUGUUAGAGAUCCCAGAGGGUUUGCAACCAAGUUUUAUACUGAGGAAGGUAAUUUGGACUGGGUUUACAAUAACACGCCGGUUUUCUUUAUCAGGGAUCCCUCUAAGUUCCCACAUUUCAUCCAUACUCAGAAGAGACAUCCCAAGACCAAUUUGAAGGAUGCCAACAUGUUUUGGGACUUUUUGACUACUCCUGAAAAUCAGGUUGCUAUUCACCAAGUCAUGAUUUUGUUCUCUGACCGUGGGAUUCCUGCAUCUUACAGAAACAUGAAUGGGUAUUCUGGACACACCUACAAGUGGUCUGCAAAGAAUGGGGACUGGUAUUAUGUGCAGGUUCAUAUGAAGACCGACCAAGGGAUUAAGAAUUUGACAGCUGAAGAAGGCACCAAGAUCGCGGGUGAGAACCCAGACUACUGUCAAGAGGAUUUGUUAAAGGCCAUUGAGGCGGGGGACUUCCCAUCUUGGACGAUUUACAUCCAAACCAUGACUGAGGAGGAGGCCAAGAAGUUGGAUUUCUCGGUGUUUGAUUUGACGAAGGUCUGGCCACAGAAGCAGUUCCCAUUGCGUCGUGUUGGUAAAAUGGUGUUGAAUGAGGUUCCCCAGAACUUCUUCGCUCAAGUCGAGCAAGCAGCCUUCUCCCCAGCCACCACUGUGCCAUACCAAGAGCCAAGUGCAGACCCCGUUUUACAAGCUCGUUUGUUUUCUUACGCAGAUGCUCACCGUUACAGGAUCGGGCCAAACUACCAUCAAGUUCCAGUAAACUGCCCAUAUGCAUCUAAGGCCUUUGCACCAGCUAUCAGGGACGGUCCAAUGACCGUCGAUGGUAACCUUGGUAGUGAGUCCAACUAUCUAAGUACUAGCAGCCAGUACCAAUUCCUCCAACAACAAAGACCCAUCCAGCAGCACCAGGAAACUUGGUUCGGCCCAGCCCAGCCAUUCCACUGGUCCACUAGCGCCGGCGAAAUUGAUUUUGUCCAAGCAAGGGCUUUAUACCGUGUCUUGGGCAGACAGCCUGGGCAGCAGAAAAACUUGGGCCAUAACAUUGCUAUCCACGUUGCGAAUGCCGCCCCUGACAUCCAAGACCGUGUCUUUGCUAUGUUCUCCCGUGUUGAUGAGGGCUUAGGCCAAGCCAUCAAGAAGGAAGCAUUGAGCUUAUCUCCUCGCGAGAAGAGACCAAAGUUGUGA
Eremothecium cymbalariae DBVPG#7215 is the source of this 1536-nucleotide messenger RNA. It is a transcript of the gene CTA1, whose product is annotated as catalase A. Gene Ontology annotation, cellular component: mitochondrion; cytoplasm; peroxisome. Gene Ontology annotation, molecular function: catalase activity; heme binding. The record is from RefSeq and is a predicted model, not a curated record. The transcript has a single exon. The coding region runs from base 1 to 1536 and encodes 511 amino acids. Gene Ontology annotation, biological process: response to hydrogen peroxide; hydrogen peroxide catabolic process. NCBI's taxonomy places the organism in Eukaryota, Fungi, Ascomycota, Saccharomycetes, Saccharomycetales, Saccharomycetaceae.